AUGGAUAAGGAAAAUGUUCGUUUCUACAUUAAAGUGCGUACUGCACUUGGUAUUGAAGCAAGAACUAUUCAUGAUGAAUUAUAUACUGGUUUUGGGGACAAAGCUCCUUCUUAUAGAACAGUUGCUAGAUGGUCUCACUUGUUUCGUGAAGACCGGAAAGAAGUUGAAGAUGAAGAUCGACCUGGUAGACCUGUGACCGAGACAACUUCUGAAAAUAUUGAACAAGUUCAAAGCAUUAUUGAUGAUGAUCCUUUUGUUACGGUCGAUGAACUGCAAGAGCAAACUGGUCUUAGUCAUGGCACUGUAUAUCGAAUAGUAUCCGAUCAUUUGAAGCUGAUGAAGAUUACCGCUCGUUAUGUACCUAAACAUUUGACCGAUUUUCAACGAGCUGAACGAGUUCGAAUAUGUAAAGAAAACUUAGCAAAAUUUGAACGAGGAUCGUGGAAAUUAUGUGAUGUUGUGACAGGCGACGAAUCAUGGUUUUAUCAUAAACAAACUGGGAGAAAAUUAUCAAAUGCUGCUUGGGUGAAAAAGGGAGAUCCUCCACCGACGAUAGUUCGACGUAGUCGUUUCGCUCCAAGAACAUUGGUAUGCAUUUUCUUUAACUCAACUGGUCCACUUCUGAUACAUUAUGUUCAACGAGAGCAAACUAUCGAUCACGAAUAUUAUAUCGAGAAUUGUUUAUACCCCGUUAUUAAUGAAAUCAAGAGCCAAAGAUCCAGUUUCGGUACUCGUUCAAUUAAACUUCAUCACGAUAAUGGAACACCCCAUUUUCAUCAAGAAGUGCUUAAUUAUCUUGAAUCAGAAGGUAUUACGGUGAUGCCACAUCCACCUAAUUCUCCCGAUUUGGCACCAUGUGAUUUUUGGUUAUUCGACUUAAUCAAACGAAAUCUAGAUGAUCAAGACGAUUCCGAAUCAUUACAUCGUGCUAUUACCGAGUUCAUGAAUUCUAUGAGUAUAGAAGAGUACAAGAAGACCUUCGAUAAGUGGAUUCAACGAAUGCAAUUGUGUGUGGAUAACGAAGGCGAUUAUUUCGAACAUUUGAUGAAAUAA
Messenger RNA from Rotaria sp. Silwood2, 1053 nucleotides. NCBI's taxonomy places the organism in Eukaryota, Metazoa, Rotifera, Eurotatoria, Philodinida, Philodinidae. The record is from the annotation of a GenBank genome assembly.